Cajanus cajan (pigeon pea) is the source of this 2882-nucleotide messenger RNA. Its product is annotated as UPF0481 protein At3g47200. NCBI's taxonomy places the organism in Eukaryota, Viridiplantae, Streptophyta, Magnoliopsida, Fabales, Fabaceae. The record is from RefSeq and is a predicted model, not a curated record.
UUAAUAUUUGGUGGGAAGAAAGAAUAAGUUAAUUAUUUAAACUAUCUUAAAAUAAAAUGCAUUUGCUCUAUUAUCCUCUCUCUCUCUCUCUCGCUAGAGACAAAGAAUUCUUUCCCUUUAUCCUCGUUGUCGUUGCUUAUUUGUAUAUUUUUGUUUUUAAAAGUUUUUGCACCAUAAAACAAAGAACACGAUUCCUUGCAAGGGGCGAGCGACCCUCUUUUUCUUGGAUUCAAAUUGACGGGCUUCGAGUAAUUGUAACAACCAUCCUUUUUUUUUUUAUUCAAAGCAGUGUAGGUCCCCAUUUGAAGAGAAGAGAGACUCACGUCACGUACCUGACGUGCAAAUCUUCCCAUCACGGUUUAAGUGGAGCCAUAUCUUUCUAUUUUGAAAAAAAAAAAUAUCAUACUACAAUCUCUCGAAGCUUCUCUCCUAGCAGUGGCUUACAACAUAUAUUAGCAUCAUUAUCAUAUGCUCUGAAUCUUCUCAACCUUAAGCAUCGUGGAACUUAAUCCAUCUUGUUUCCAAUAAUAUCUAACAUCAAUAUGCUUUAUUAUGCAAAGUAGAAUUCUUACCCAAGGUGAAUGGCACUUUGAUUUUACAAUACAAAACCUAAGCUUAUGCAGAAAAUUCUUCAUUUACAUACAACAAUGCAAGUUUCAGUUGCAAAAUUCAACUCCGUCUGACACCUGCAUCUACCCGUGUAAUCAAAUAAUCUAAAGUGGAUUUGUGGGAUCUAAUCAACAUCAUUUGCCAUAUUUGCAUUUAUAUAUCCAACUAUAAUACAACCUCUUUAAUCAGUAAUUUUUUUUUAAUUAUAAUUCAAACAAAAAAAUUUAUCCAACCCAUUUCUUUCUCACCCGUGUCAAUAUCUUAUUAAACAUUAUUUCAAUUAUAGAAGAGAAUUUCCCAGUUCAUAGAUCUUCCUUUCUUUCCACUCUUAGAAUGUUCACAUUCUUUUUUCCAUUCAAAAUUAUGCUUCCUUUUCCUACUUACCCUCACCUUCUACCAUGUUCUUUCCUCUGUCACUUUUCACUCGUUGCUUCUUUCAGAUUAUCUCUGAUUCUCCUUCCUUGCAUCUCCGCUUGGUUGUUUGUUCCUAUUCAUUUUAUUCUUUACGCUAAUGCAACUCUCUUUUCUUUCUUCUUCGUGUUUCCCGUGCCCUCUUUAUUAUAUAUUCAAGCUAACACAACAAAAACAAAAUUCUUAGUCCAAAAAUGGCAAGUGGAAAAAUCAUGAGAUUGGCUUUCAAAAAGUUCAGCACAAGAAAACUUCAUGGCACCGCUGACAGAAGAUCAAAUUGGAGGGAUCUUAUGAAGAGAGAGUUAGAAAGUGGAAAGAGGGAGAACCCAGAAGAAAGUAACCUCGUUUGCAUAUACAGAGUCCCAUCAAACAUGCGUAUGGUCGAACCCAAAGCCUACAGACCCAACAACAUCUCAAUCGGUCCUUGUCAUCACGGGUCACCCAAAUUGCAAAACAUGGAAGUUCUCAAGAGAAACUUCUAUCGUCGCUUGUUCAACCCAAACAAUGGAGCCAAACUAGACGAGGCCUUCAAGUUCCUCGAGGAACAAGAAUCCAACGUUCGAAGAUGUUACAUGGAAGACAUCAAACUCAGCAGCGACGAGUUUCUACAAAUGAUGCUAGUCGAUGCCUCUUUCAUUAUUCAACUCUUUAAGGAUCUAUCAUUGCAUGAGUUUAGACAAGUUCCUUCUCUCAGUAGGUGGAUAGUACCCAUCAUUCGGCGCGAGUUGAUAAUGCUCGAAAACCAGAUUCCAAUGUUUGUUUUGAACAAGUUGUUUGAGUUGUCCAGUGUUGAUGCAACUUCAUCACAACCAUGCAUGAGCCUCAAAGCAAGUGCUCUUAGGUUCUUUUACCCUUUGUUGCAGGUUGACUCUAACAUUUCUCCUGAAUAUGAGAAAGGUGAUGAGAAGUUAAGAGGGCUUCACUUUCUGGAUCUUCUCAGGUCCAGCAUUAGGCCCAAAAUAGAGGGAGAAAAGCCCAGAGGGGCCCAACACCAGAUGGUUCGUUCCAUAACGGAGUUGAUGGAGGCUGGUGUGAGGAUCAAAGCAGAUGAGAGUAGACAAUUGCUUGACAUAACCUUUGGCAAAAAAUGGGGUUUUCUGAGGGAACUCACUAUUCCUCCUUUGAACAUCAACGACCACAGAGGAACCGUGUUUCGUAACAUAGUAGCAUUCGAGAAGUGCCACAAAGAGUGCAACCCCGAUGUGACAACCUACUUGUUUUUCUUCAACGGUCUCAUUAACUCUGCUGAUGAUGUUUCUCUUCUUCACUACAAAGGGGUGCUUCACCACUCUCUAGGCAACGACAACAUCGUGUCGGAACUAAUCAACAACAUUACAAAAGAAAUUGUUCGGGACAAACACGAGUCGUACUUGCACAAAGUGGUGAACGAUGCUCAUUUGUACUUUAAUUCUUUCUACGCCAGAAAAAGAGCUUCGUUGGUGCAUCAUUAUUUGACAAGCUGGGUUGUGGGGGUCUCUACUAUUGGCGCGUUGUUGGUGCUUUACCUCACUUUCAUUCAGACCGUGUUUGGAUUUGCGGGGGCGUUAAAAGCGUUGGAAAAUAAGAGCUUUCCAUCUCUCCUCGUAGAUGCGUUUUGUACCCCAUUUCGUGGCACUCCAAUCUCUAAAAUGGAAGGUGAAAGUAGUAGUCAAAAUGAUGCAACGAAAUUAGAAAAGUAAACGCAAUUCUAAUUGUGGAGAACAAUGCAGGGAAAUUCGAGAUUUAUGGGAGUAUUUAAUAUGGUGAUUUUUUUUUCUUGUGAAUUUUGUGUAACUAGCUCAAGAAACAGAUAAAUAAAUAUCCUUCAGGUUGUGCAAAUACAUAUGUUUAAAUUUUAUAAACGUUAUCAAAAUAUCAUUACU